AUGUACUUCAGCUACCCUUCUCCGGAUGGCAGAUGUCUGAGUGAAUUGACUGUCAGAACGAAGGACGAUCGACCUACUGAUAGGGUGCUAAUCGAGAGCCUCAAGAAGGAGUAUAACUCUCUUCGCCCAUAUUAUAUGCGCUUGAGAAGCCUUCGCGGCUUCAGCGCGAUACGUUUAGCACGGUUCAAAUACUAUGUUAUGAUAGAUUCCAAGAUACCCAAGGCAGUAGAUUGGAAGUGGCCGGAUCCAACGAAUUGUGAUUGGGAAUCAACUGGCGGGCUAGACGAUCCAAUUGAUGAUCCAGGCCUCUCCCAACUUAUGCUUCAUCUCUGGAUUCAACAGUGUCAUACGAACAAGAAAGAAACUACACUGGAGAAUGAGAAAGAAGGAUGGGUUACUUUGCUCAUCAUGAUAUUCAAGGACAAGACACGAACUAUACCUCUACACACGUCCGGCGCACCGCCACCGUUGGGUUUACGAGACUGGCCCAGACAUAUAACACUCUUUCUAUCGCACUUGAAAGCACCGAAAUCAGGCAAAGGUAAGGAGCCCGACGUCAACAAGCCAAUGCGCCUUGACAUGAAACGCAUCAGUAUGGAAAUCGACUAUGACACCCGCCUCGCUGACCCCCAUACGAUCUACUACCAUACGCCCAAAAAGCUCCACACAAGCCUCAAGCCUGAUCCCACAGGCAGAAAUCCACCUGUCGGAUGGGCGAUCUGGAUCGACGAAGACUUCUCUGUCCCAUGGUACAUAAUCUUAGCACUGAUACUCAUCAUUAUCGCCACCUGUGUCUUUGCCUCGUUCUACGGCUGGCCGAUUGGGAGCUAUAUAAUCGCGGCCAUAGGUCUAAUGAUGACAGGGUGGGUAUUACGGGCCAAAGAUUCCAAACACCCGAGAUUGUAA
Messenger RNA from Alternaria arborescens, 906 nucleotides. RefSeq lists its product as hypothetical. The coding region runs from base 1 to 906 and encodes 301 amino acids. Lineage: Eukaryota; Fungi; Ascomycota; Dothideomycetes; Pleosporales; Pleosporaceae. The record is from RefSeq and is a predicted model, not a curated record. The transcript is spliced from 3 exons.